CUAAACCCAGCCCCACCUGCCUAGUCUUUCUCCCCGCCCCUUCCUUCCUGUCCCACUGGUUAAACCUCUCCCCCCAGUGGCUAUACUUCAAAAACCCACUAACCAGAGAUGGGGACAGAACCCGCAGAGCAGGUCUCCUGGGGCCCCUACUCCGGGGAAGAUGAGACUGCGUACUUGGAGUGGUCCUUGCCAGAGCUCUGUCACAAGGAGGACGUGCAGGCCUUCAGCCGUGCCUUCCAGCCCAGUGUCACACUCAUAGUGGCUGCUCUGGGCUUGGCGGGCAAUGGGCUGGUUCUGGCCACCCACCUGGCAGCCCAGAAGGUUGCCUGCUCGCCAACCUCUGCCCACCUGCUCCAGCUGGCCCUGGCCGACCUUCUGCUGGCCCUGACCCUGCCUUUCGCUGCUGCAGGGUCUCUGUGGGGCUGGAGCCUGGGGAGUAUCGCUUGCCAGCUCAUCUCGGGCCUGUACUCGGCCUCCUUCCACGCCGGCUUUCUCUUCCUCGCCUGCAUCAGCGCCGACCGUUACGUGGCCAUCGCGCGGGCCCUGCCCGCCAGAUCCAGGCCCUCCUCACCCCGCGGGGCACACUGGGUCACGGGCAUCGUGUGGCUGCUGUCCCUGCUCCUGGCGCUGCCCGCUCUCCUGUACAGCCAGGACAGCCGGAGGGAAGGCCAGCGGCGCUGCCGCCUCAUCUUCCCCGAGGGCCUGACGCAGGCGGUGAAGGGGGCGAGCGCGGUGGCGCAGGUGGCCCUGGGCUUCGCGCUGCCGCUGGGCGUCAUGGUCGCCUGCUACGCGCUCCUGGGCCGCACGCUGCUGGCCGCCAGGGGGCCCGAGCGCCGGCGCGCGCUGCGGGUCGUCGUGGCGCUGGUGGCGGCCUUCGUGGUGCUGCAGCUGCCGUACAGCCUCGCCCUGCUCCUGGACACGGCCGACCUCCUGGCGGCGCGGGAGCGGAGCUGCACGGCCAGCAAGCGCAAGGACCUGGCGCUGCUGGUGACCGGGGGCCUGGCCCUCGCCCGCUGCGGCCUCAACCCCGUGCUCUACGCCUUCCUGGGCCUGCGCUUCCGCCAGGAUCUGCGGCGGCUGCUGCGGGGAGGGGGCGGCCGCCGGGGGUCUCACUCGGGCGGCCGCUGCCCCCGCCGGCCCCGCCUCUCUUCCUGCUCGGCUGCCACCGAGACCCACAGUGUCUCCUUCACGGACAACUAGGGCCGCGAAUCCAGAGGAGGGGGCGGGCCGAGGAAGU
Molecule: messenger RNA, 1237 nt
Organism: Sorex fumeus (smoky shrew)
Lineage: Eukaryota; Metazoa; Chordata; Mammalia; Eulipotyphla; Soricidae
Gene: CCR10
Product: C-C motif chemokine receptor 10
Exons: 2
Coding region: 109-1200 (363 amino acids)
Biological process (GO): immune response; chemotaxis; G protein-coupled receptor signaling pathway
Cellular component (GO): membrane
Molecular function (GO): C-C chemokine receptor activity
Source: RefSeq, a predicted model, not a curated record